AAUCAAAAUUUUACUGUAAUUAAAAUCUACUUUGUAAUUUUUUUAUUUUUAUAUAUACUUUUGGUUUUGUUAUUGAUUUGAAUUCAGUGGAUAAUAUGAAUUACAAUGUCAUAGCUGCUGUUUCAAAGAAUGGAGGUAUUGGCUACAAGGGUGAUCUACCAUGGAGACUUAAAAAGGAAAUGGAAUAUUUCAAUCAAAUGACUACUCAGGUGAAUCAAUCAGGCAUUCAAAAUGCAGUCAUUAUGGGUCGUUGUACUUGGCAAUCAAUUCCAGAGAAAUAUAAACCACUCAAAGGACGUAAAAAUGUAGUAAUUUCUAAAACUUUAAACAGUGUACCAGAAGGUGUUUUACUGUAUUCAAAUCUAAAAGAAGCUUUAAAAUCAUUAUAUUUAAAUGAUCAUAUUGCAAAAAUUUGGGUAAUUGGUGGUUCAGGUUUAUACAAUGAAGCUAUUAAUGACAAUAAUUGUAAGAAAUUAUAUAUUACAAAAAUUGAUCAAGAAUACUUGUGUGAUACAUUUUUUCCCGAUUUUAAUCUUAAAGAAUUUGAAGAAAUAAAUGAAGCUGAUGUACCUAAAGGAAUUCAAGAAGAACAUGGUAUUAAAUAUGAAUUUAAAAUAUUCAAGAGGUUGUGAUUUUUAAAAUGUAUUACACAUAUAUUGUUAUAUUUAUAC
This is a messenger RNA of Melanaphis sacchari, 671 nucleotides long. It is a transcript of the gene Dhfr, whose product is annotated as dihydrofolate reductase. Gene Ontology annotation, biological process: dihydrofolate metabolic process; tetrahydrofolate biosynthetic process; folic acid metabolic process. The transcript has a single exon. Gene Ontology annotation, cellular component: mitochondrion. NCBI's taxonomy places the organism in Eukaryota, Metazoa, Arthropoda, Insecta, Hemiptera, Aphididae. The record is from RefSeq and is a predicted model, not a curated record. Gene Ontology annotation, molecular function: dihydrofolate reductase activity; NADP binding. Bases 96 to 632 code for a protein of 178 amino acids.